Molecule: messenger RNA, 8684 nt
Organism: Vespula vulgaris
Lineage: Eukaryota; Metazoa; Arthropoda; Insecta; Hymenoptera; Vespidae
Gene: unc79
Product: protein unc-79 homolog
Exons: 47
Coding region: 297-8579 (2760 amino acids)
Molecular function (GO): protein binding
Source: RefSeq, a predicted model, not a curated record
CUCAUUCGCUGUUGAGGCGUGCGUUGCGAUGGAUCUCUUCUCAUGAUGCUGUGAUGAAAUCUUCUAUAGGAAAUAUGUGAAUAUGAAGGAAAUGAAACUAUUACGAUUAAAAAGAACUUCCUCGAAUGUUUUGUUCUUUUAAUAAGUUUAUUGAUCUGUUGGUGCAGUGAUGUAAUCGAUGCAUCGUUUUCUCACCAAUAAAAUUUGUGGUUUUGACGAGAGUAACGGAAAAAAAAUAAAAACUCGAAGGAUCGUGAAAUUUAUUGAUAAAUUUAUGUGAAAAAAAAAAAUACACAAUGGGAACGAAGUUUGCAGCGUAUACUUUAAAGUUAACCAAUUUAAAUGAAUAUUAUCAAAGGCUUCUUCACGGUAGCCAACCGCUUCCAUCUGGUACUGACAUGGCUAAUACCGUAAAGCACUUGUCGCAAACUUUGUUAUCUGUUUUGAAAGAAGCCAGAGAAGCACCAUUGGAAAUGAUCAAAUCGCAAAAAUUUGAUUCCGAACGCAUGGCUCUUUAUCCUAAUUUGGAUUAUAAACAAUUGUACAAUGCUUUGACCCAGUUGAUGGACGUUAUCCCUUUAAUCCACAUUGGUUUACAAGCCUUUGGACAAGCUCUGUUACAAUGUUUGGCUUGUCUCUUACCAUUUCUCGAGCAUGAUCUGAUCGAUAAUAUGCCAUAUUUAGCAGCAAGUUCUAUCUCUGUUUUACCGAUGGAACUUCAUCAAGAUAUCGUUAAUUAUUUAUGUUUUUAUAUUCUACCAUUUACAAUAACAAGAAAAACCGAAGAUAAUAAUGAAAAUUCUGCCAGUCAAUCCAUCGCGGCAGUGAUAAUGAUGAUUUUUCAAUACUCUAAUAAUCCAGCACACCAUUGUCAAUUACUGGAAUGUUUAAUGACGUUGAAGCCAGGAGUAGUUAAGGACAUAUUAUGCGUGAUCGCUUAUGGCACUGCACCAGCAAGAGCAUCUGCUGCAAAAUUAUUGUUUUACUAUUGGCCUUCAUUCAAUCCAAAUUUAUUUGAUCGUCGAGCGGUUUUAGUGAAGUUCGCAAAUGAUCUUUCUCCUUUCGUAUGUCAAAGAGAUUCUUGUCCAAACGCUGGUAAUGCCGAAGCAGGAAAAGUUUGUUACGAUCACAGAAUUUCGAUUACUUUCGCUACCGAAUCACCACCACCACUUUAUCUUUGUAUUGAAUGUGCUAAUGAGAUUCAUCGUGAACAUCCAAAUCAAAUGUUUUACGACAUCUUACAUCCGAUGCAGCAGGUGUCAAUGGUUUGUGAAAAUAAGAAUUGUAGAGCGUCGGACAAAUCGGCGAUCAGCGUUUGUUUUUCAACGGAAUGUGCAAGUUAUAAUGGAAAUCAUCCGAUUCGUUAUUGUCAGCAAUGUCACAACAUUCGACACAAUAAUCGUCGUGGUGGUGAUCACAUUUAUCACAUGGCUCUGCCACAUAUCUCACAACUGGACGCUCAAACUCGAACUUAUUUGGUUCAAGCUAUCGUCAGCCUGCUCAAGGAAGCUGAACCGCUAAGUAUGGAUAGUAACCGCGACAUCUCAGAAAUAAGUACUAAUAAGGGCAGCACAGGAUUCCCAGGAAGCAGUGGCGGUGGCGGUGGCGGUGGCGGUGGCAGUAGCGGCAUUAGCGGAGGUGGUUCUGGAGGUGGCAGCGGUGGUGGUCUUGGAAGUAGUGGCUUCUCUGGAGCUGGUGGAUCGGUUCAAUGCGAUCCUACGACACUCGAGGAGAGACAACUUUUAGGAAGAUAUGGCGUUUGGCUACUCGUGGGACUCUGUACCCCGAACCAGGAUACCCCGAUUGAAAUACUCGGGCGUUUAUUGUCAAUGCUAUUUCAUUGGUUUCAUGUCACUGCCUACUCUUUCGAUGGCCAAGCCGAAAGUGCGCUUGAAAAACUAAAGACCGAGUACGUCUGUGGUUGGCUAUCUAAAGUUAUGAAAACCCAUUACGACGUCUUCAUUUCCUGUCUUUUACCACAUCCAGCUGAUUACGUUAGAGUCGGAGGUCAUUGGGAGACUUUGGCCUCGAGAACGUCACAUUUGAAAGACGGUUUAAAUCGGCUUUUUUGCUUGGUUCCUUACGAGGUAAUCACAACCGACGUAUGGGAUUACGUGAUGCCACAUUGGAUGGAAGCAAUGGUUAACGACGUACCGGAACAUGAACUUCACGAACUAAAGAUGAUUCUUUGUAAAAUUUUAGAUCCAGAUAUGAGCCCGUUAGGUUUUGAUGCAAAAAAGAUGUAUAAUUUCGUAGCGAAAAGAUUUAUCAAUACCAGUCCAAAAGUGCAAGAACAAGCACUUAAUUGGCUUCAGACAUUGACAAUGUUAGAAAUUAUGAUUCCGUUAUGUCAAUUGUUCUCGAUGUUCAGUGACGGAGUCGCGGUAAUGGGGAAAAUGAAUACGACAGAAUCUGAAGAAAAACCUAAUAAAGCUAUGAAAAAUAUCGAAGGUGACAAUACGAUAUUCGUAGAAAAUGAAUCAGGCAAAUCAACGCCUCUUUCUGAUGAUGCUAUUCCUAUCCCAAGACAUAUGGAAUUUAAUACCAACGCGGAAUUAAACUUAUCUUGUUGCAUUCUUAUGCUCGAUAUUCUAUUAAAGCAGAUGGAGCUACAAGAUGUUGAUAAACACACUGGCAUCAACUCCUCGGUCUGUAAGAACGCGUGUCAUCUUAUGAAAUCAAUAGUAGCAUCAAACUGGAACAAUUGUCAUAUAUGUGACUCUAAAAACGAAUGCAGUUAUUGCGAAUCAAGAGUAAUAUGGCACCAACUGUGUUUACAAUUGGUCACUUACAUGGCUCCAGAAAAUCCGGCGUAUCCACCGGAUACGAUAAUCGAUGAAACAGUGGAAGAUCACGGCCGUAAGGGUUCACCAGAAUCUACUAGGAAAAGCGAUUCGAAGCCAGAUGUUGUCAUUAAUAUGCCAGUUCCAGAGUUACAUUCCGUUGGUGGUGUCCUCGUCCAUAUGCCUCACUUCUUCGAACAGAUCAUGACAGCCACAGUAGAAACAGUUUCGGAGCAAUUGGAUCUUGCGGCUAUCAUGCCAGCUGAAAAAGUCAUGUCUGCCGUAGCACGAGCUGUUACCCUUUCGGAUACCGACGUUGCUACGGCAACGGUUAGCGUAGCGAAACCACAUCUCAUAGGAGAAAAUGAUCAACCUUUGAACUGUAGUCCGGAGAAUGAGCUCGAUGAUUUUUGGCAAACUUCCGUUGGCAAGUUUCGAUUUUCCAUCGAUGAAUUACCCGAACAGUUACAAUAUAUACACAAACUUCUUAAGGAGAUCCAGACUAUCGACAAAGCCGACAUUUUGUAUUACAUGUUGCAAUGUUUAAAUGUUAUGUGUUUGUAUGGGGAUGCAUUUAAUACAGCGGUAAAAGAUCAUCAAGGCUUUUUCAUUUGGUGUCAAGAAAAUUUAUUGAUAAGAAACUUGUGGGAACUUUUGAAUGCUGAAUAUUCUCACAUAGCUGAAGUUACUGUACCUCUGUUGUUGCAUUGUGUGACACUACCUUGUGGAACCGAUACAUUUUGUCGCUUGAUCAAAGAAGAAUUUCAAAAUUCUGAUUGGCGUAUUAGAUUUUUAGCAGUGGAAAGAGUAACAUUGAUCGCUAGAUUUAUGGAUUCGACGCCAUUACGAAACGUUUUGAGUCUGCAAGCUGCAUUAGCAAUUGCUUUCUGUUAUUUAAUCACCAGUAUGGACGAUAGCAACGUCUAUGUCGCACAAAGAGCUACUCUUUAUCUUGGUACAAUCCAUGAUACUUCCGUACGUUCUUUAAUUCUUUGUUUGGAAACUCAAUUCGACUUAGUAAUCGAAGAUCGACCAAUGGUGUUACAAUCGCUGUAUCAACUUCACAAUUGCUUAAGUGACCGCCGUAUUUUAACUUGGGAAUUUUUUCUCAAUCGUUUUGACGCAGUAUUUCUCGAAGCUCAAAUCAAUUUAGAGAAAUCUGGAGAUAUAGUUUAUUUACGUGAUCUCAGAAAUACUGAUUUGAAUAGUGAGGUUUUCAUGAAGAAAUUACACAGAGCUCACGAAGCGCUUUCUCAAUCCGAUGGAAGUGGAACAAGUUCCGUAAAAACUCUGAGCGCGAAUUUCGGAACGAAAUGGCCAUAUAAACGAACUAUGUCAGCACCCGCAUCGAUGAUCCCCAGGCAGGAUACUAAACAAGAAAAGGAAAAGAUCUAUAGUCGACAAUAUUCCGCACCUAUUUUGAAGCGCAAGAGCUCCAGAUUCGGACUGGGUCAGUUGCUGGGGCCCACCCCACCUAAUAACAGUAUUUCAGAUGGCCAUGUACAUUCAUUGAAUAUGGUCGACGAAGGCGGUACUUUACCAAAUUAUACGCAUAAAAUUGUUGACUUUGAAGAAGCUGAUAAAGAAACCAUUCAUUUAUUAGUUUUUCUUUUAAUGCAAUUUCUUUCUAGACAAGAUCAAGCAUAUCCGACAGAUGAAAAACCAUUAUCAAAGACGCAAGGAAUAGUUUUACGACAUUUAUAUCUUUUGUUAGGAUAUAAUCAAACAGAACGAACAUUCCAUAUUUCUCCACAAAGAUUGAGACUUUCUCCAGUAUUCAAUGUCUUUGUGGCUAAUUUACCACAACUAUUGGAUCAAAAUCAUGUAAUGGGUUGGGUAAUGACACCACCAGUUUUGGCUAUAUUACAACAUUGUCCUUGUCCACCGCAAGGUGUUCCUCCAACAGAUCAUCAACAACCUACAUAUAGUCUUUGGUAUUUAGAACCACAUAUUAGACGAUCCUGGUUGAUGUCUCUUCUUGUUAUAUUAUAUAAGUGUCAAUACAGUCAACAACCGUGGUGUAAUCAAUUACAAGCUUUGAUAAAAAUAGUAUUAAAUACACUCGAUGCACAGCAUCAUCAAUGUAAGAGAAUACCGGCUACAGUGGUAAUGGGUGGACCUCCUUCUAGAUCACGUGAUGUAUCACAGCCAUCUCUUGGAGUAGAUCAUGAGUUGGCGGCCAGUGCAAUGGGUGAAUUUGAUAGCGAAAGUCCACCGAUACGUACACCAUUGAUAUCGGUUCAUCAACGUAGUCCAAGUGCUAUUCACAGUCAAUCUCUUGCAAUGGAAACUCAUUGGGAAGAGAGUGGCCCACCUUGUCGCUACACAAACAAACACUCAAGCUGUUCGAUCAAUGCGGAUGAUACGGAGUCCGAGCUGGCUGCAAUACCAGAGAGUCCAAAAUCUGACAGCACCUUGCAUGGUAGUAGUGGAGGAUCUCUUGGCGAACUGGAGGAAAGUACAGCUGUUGUCACUCGAAGUGCCUCUAUACAUGGUGCCAGAACGUCUACAACCAGUGAUAUAGUUGGAAAAAUUGAAGUUAAUCAUUCGAAUCGAUUGAAAUCCGGAAUGCCAGCAACAAGACCAACUUGGUUUUUAGGAAGCGAGGAUGAUACGCAUCAAGCUAACAAAUUUGGAACUCAAAAAAAGUGGAGCGUUCACGAAGGUGUCAAAAUGAUGGUAACAAGUACUUUUCUAGGUGGACAGCAUGAAUCCUCUAAACAGCCAUCGAUGUCAAAAGUAUCAAUAACAGAAGAAAAAGGUCAAUUACACUUUAAUGGAGAUAAUAUACCUGCGAGGCCAUUUGGAUUGUCUAGUGCCUUUGCUGUAGCUACAAGUAUAUCUCAUAUUCAAAGAUACGAACCGCCAGCAGAGAAAACACCUCCUUCUGUACCAAAAAUGGCAGAUUCACCAAACUCUAAACAGUUAGGUCGACAAAAACACGUGGAACAGCCAACAACUAUAGUAUCGCCAGUCUCUCCAUGCCAAGCUAUUACAGUUACUAGCAGUGACCAAUCUAGUUCACCUGCGAUGAGUUCUAUAUCUUCUCAAAUUACAAGUACAGAGAAUGGACAACAUGCCAGUUGGUUAGGAAGCCCACAACUUCCGAUGACAACGCCGACAAUCGAACGAUUAUUACCAAUUGGUACAACUCGACUAACAGCUUCAAGAACUUCCCAACGUGUAUUGCGAUGCGAGGAUGCAUAUGGAUCUCCAGAAUCACCCCUUUCUAAAAUGGAUGUGUUGACAGUCAGUUCAUCGUUUGAACAAGACAGUGAAACUUGUAUGUCUAGCGAUGUUACCAGUCCACGAAGUAUUUCUCAACUUGAAUUUCCCAUGCCUGAAAGACUUUUACCUAUUGGUCCACAAAGAGACAUAUCCCGCCUCGCUGAACGUGUUCGACAAGCACUUGGUGUAACUGACAUCGAUGAUACUAAUAAAAAAAAUAACGAUGUCAAGGAUGAAACCAUUACUUCCUUAAAGCAAGACAGCAUUACCUCAGAAAACAUGUCUACCUCACUUAUGCCAACAUCAAAUGAGAUACAUUCCAGUAGAUCAGCAAGUCCUAGAAGAUUAAUCAAACAAGUAGCUUUAGAAUCACCUCCUCCAGCCAUCGAGGGAACAGAUUUUAAUUCACGAAUAUUCGAACAGGAGAAAAAAACUAAAUCAAAAGAUCAGAUACGCAUACAAAGAGAUAAGCCUCGAAAAGUAGGAACGGUGACAGCUCCGGAUGUAGCAUUUGCAAGACAUAUGAAUUCAUGGUCUGGUCCACAAAUACAAUCAAAUUUAGAUUAUGUAUCUCAACAAGCAUAUCACGCAAAUUUUAAUUUAAAACAAAGUUUAUUUCGUAUUGGUGAUGACUGUGUAUAUGAUAGGUGCUCUGAUUGUGGAACUAUAAAAGAAGAAUACUCUGAUGAAGAACUUGGUCUUUGCAUCAUUAUUUUAGGAACGUUCAUACAUCGUGAACCGUCCUUAGCUGCGCCUCUUUUACCAGAAAUUCUUAGUGUAGUAACAAAAGUGGCUUUACAUGCAAUGUAUCCAUGGCAGAGCGAAACUAACAUGCAUCUACCUGGUGGUGCGAUUAGCGUGGCUCAUCAAUUUCUAAGAUGUGUCCUUCAUCAACUAGCGCCUAAUGGGAUAUUCAUGCAAAUGUUCCAAACACACCUUAAUGAAUCUACACGAAUGCAGUUCUUCAAAAGUGUUGCACAAGCUUUAGUUGAUUUUAAUGAAUUGAAUCCAAUAGCACCUUUACAGUUAUUGUUAGAGACUCUAAAUGCAAAAAAGUCUCUACCAGUGGAACGUUUACCAAUAAUACUCCACAACAUAGCUUGUUAUUUGGAUUGCUUGCCAUUGGAAGCAGGUUUAGGACCUGGGGCAGCAACAUGGAGUGGAUUAUUAACACAAUUUGAUGGAUUAUUUCGUAGGCUUGUGUUAAUGCUCUCAUCUAUCGAAGACACUUUGCCAUUAUUACGAAUUAUGAUUUCUGUAUUAAAAGUUCCAGGCAUACAACAAUCAAAAGGACUGUUGGAUCCAUUUUCAAAAGUAUUAAGUUAUGCCAUACAGAAUUCUACAUUGAAGUACAGUUAUUUGAUAGACUUGUGCUAUCUUUGUCACAGAGGAUUUACCCGCGAUAGAGACAAACAUUUCUUGGGUAGAACUAUAGUGUUUGAAUUAAUUCAAGUUAUAAAAUUUAAAACAACGAUACCAGAUUCCAAUUUAUUGUUAUUACUUCACUUUGUACUUCAGGAUAUAGGAGGUGCUUUACCUAAUACUGUUGCUAUGGAACAGAUUCAAAGUGAUGUUCCCUCAAUUUAUAAUACUAAUGCAUCGGAUUCAUUAAGAAGUCAAUUAUUUGAAGUUCUUGACUUUUUAGCAGAUUUUCAUACCCUUAGUAAGAUCAAGAGUUACAAUAAAGGAUUACAAGCUGGUUUGAAUGAAGAUACUUUGGGUGGAAUGCUAAAAUGCGGUUUGGCACAAUAUGUUGCAAUAGAAAUUACCAAAGGAAAUAAUAGAGAAAACAGAGCUGUAGGACGAUAUUUAUCAUGGCUUUAUAGUGCACCAUCUAUGAUACAGCAAGGGGCUCGUGAGUAUGUGGAUUGUAUUGGACAUAUCAGAUUAUUAUCAUGGCUGUUGUUAGGCUCUCUUACGCAUUCAGCGAUGUUCACUGGUAAUAGUAAUACUCAUAGUCAUGGAUCUCCAAUCUCAUCUGCACAACCAAUACCACAGGAAAUGUCUUGUCAUGUAGCAGAUCAUAUACAAGUAAUUUUUUCAGCAUUUCCUGAACAAUCCAAAGCAUCUGUGCUUCAUAUGUCAUCUUUAUUUCAUGCAUUUAUUCUUUGUCAGUUAUGGACAAUGUAUCUGGAGGAGCUAUCAAAAAAUAAUCCAUCAAACAGCGAGAGUCAAAAUGUUACUAUGAAUACCCUACUAGAAUUUUGGGGAAAAAUCACACCAUGUAUUCUUCAAUUGGUUUCUUGUUCAAAGAUACUUGCAGAAAUGGUGAAUCUACAUUUUCUGAGUCUUUUGGAAGCUCUUUUAGAAUGUGGUUCCAUCGUAUUAAGUAAACUAUUGCCUCUUUGGAGUCCCAUUUUAUUUUCUCAUCAUGCUCAGUUACCAGGGCAUUUACAAGUACGAUUACAAAACUGUCGUGAUUUUCCACCAAGUAGAAUGUCUGAACAUUUUGUUUCAAUCAGACGAGAAUCAAACGCGGUACUUCUACGAUGGUUACACCGAUUACAGUUUAAAAUGGGUCAAAUAGAAAUGCAGUCUUCAACAGCAACACAAUUUUACUCCAUCUAAAAGAUUUAUAUAUAACAAAAUAAAAUUAAAUAAUGAUUAUAUAUAACGGCCAAAGAUAAUAAUGUUAUCAUUAUGAAAAUUAUAAUAUAUAAAUUGUUAUGUGUU